AGUCAAAGUGCAAACAACGAGCAUGACGCCGUGCCCAUAUAGCUCGCUGGCGAUUGCUGACGACGCGGCAAUCCUCGCAGCCGACGACAACUGCCCACUGACGUCACCUGUCUGCUUGCUCAACAAGCAGUGCUUCCUCCGCACCUACAACUACAGAGCGCUGGUCGAAAUGCUGUCGGCCGACUACACCGAGUUGUCGGCACAGACUGUGGCCAACUACUCGUUCGCCGCCGUCGGCAACGUCACCAACUACGCCAACGCGACGCUCGGCUUUGACUGUGGCGGUGGAUACGUCGACCUCACCAAGCUCGUCCUUCCGAAAAUGCUUAAUAGCACGCGGGCGAGCCGUCCCUCGAUCGCCAUGAACCGGUGCAAGCUGCGGUCCCUCUCGCCGACGAUUGUGUGGCCGUCGAACCUCGAGUCUCUGUCGCUUACUGACGGCCAGCUGAGUGUGCUGCCCCCGAACCUCCCCCCGACCCUUCGCAUGAUACGACUCGGUGGCAACUACAUUCAAGACAUCACGAGAUUGCGAACUCUGCCAUUGACCUAUCUCGAUUUGCGCGGCAACGCGCUCACAUCGCUCCAAGACAUGUCCUGGCCCGCCCUGACGUGCUUGGAGCUCAGUGGCAACAGCGCCCUCCAGAGUAUCAAAAACUUGAAGCUCACGAAUGCGAUCGACUACUUUGGGGCUGUGAACACCGCACUUGGCGACAUCUCGAUCGAUGGGACGACGUAUUUGGCUCUACGCCGCCUCGUACCGUCGCUCGUCAACUUUGUGCAGUCCGGCGUGGCGUCGUUCAAUGGCAACGUCGCCAGCGACUCGUGUGGCGCCAUCAACGACGCAGCACUCCAACCGCUCUGGUCGCUCGAGUCCAUGUACAAGUGGUCGGUGUGCGUUAUCCCGAUCAAGACACCGUCACCCUCCGACAUGCCUCCGAGCUCGCAACAGAGCCGAAACGAUUGGGUGGUUGUGGCGGUCGCCAUCACAGCCCUUCUCGCGCUCCUCGGCACAGGCUUUGUCCUCUACAUACGCCGACGCCGCUACGCCGAGGUCGAGACGUCCGACGGACUGGCCACCGAGCUUGAUGUGCUCGAACCGAUCCGGAUCUCCAUCCGCGACCUCAACUACGUCGAGAAACUCAACGAAGGCGCAUUUGGUGAGAUCUGGCGCGGUUCGCUUCGUGGCCGGGCCGUUGCCAUCAAGCGGCUCCUUCCGAAUCGCGGCAGCGUCGAAGACAUUCGCAGCUUCAUCGCCGAACUCGAGCUCAUGAACCGGUACGUUCCAGUGCCCGCAGAUCGUCGCUUUGCACGGUGUUGCGUGGACUCGACCUCGUGA
Messenger RNA from Saprolegnia parasitica CBS 223.65, 1336 nucleotides. RefSeq lists its product as hypothetical. The transcript has 12 exons. Lineage: Eukaryota; Oomycota; Saprolegniomycetes; Saprolegniales; Saprolegniaceae. The record is from RefSeq and is a predicted model, not a curated record. The coding region runs from base 23 to 1336 and encodes 437 amino acids.